Molecule: messenger RNA, 394 nt
Organism: Canis lupus familiaris (dog)
Lineage: Eukaryota; Metazoa; Chordata; Mammalia; Carnivora; Canidae
Gene: ATOX1
Product: antioxidant 1 copper chaperone
Biological process (GO): copper ion transport
Cellular component (GO): cytosol
Molecular function (GO): metal ion binding; copper chaperone activity
Source: RefSeq, marked provisional
UUCGCCGCCGCCGCCGCCGCCCGCCAUCCACAGCCAUGCCGAAGCACGAGUUCUCUGUGGACAUGACCUGUGAAGGAUGCUCUAACGCGGUCAGUCGGGUGCUCAACAAGCUGGGAGGAGUUGAGUUUGACAUUGACCUGCCCAACAAGAAGGUCUGCAUCAACUCUGAGCACAGCGUGGACAUUCUGCUGGAGACCCUGGAGAAAACAGGAAAGGCCGUUUCCUACCUCGGCCCCAAGUAGUGAGGGCCUGGACCCUGAGCCCAUGAUGGACCAAAGGGAGCAGGUGGGUGAGGCCCCAGCCCUUGGACGGAAUAUUUCAUUAGCUAAUGCAAAUCAUGAGUUCAGGGAAUCCUCACAGCCCCCUGAGAAUACGCAGAGCACUGUGUUAUGUC